GCUAAGACCAAUCCAGAAACCUCCAGCUCUCACGCCCAAGCUCCCUGCUCCCUGCCGACAUGAAGGUCUCCGCCACACUUCUCUGCCUGCUGCUCAUAGCUGCUGCCUUCUGCCCCCAGGUGCUCGCCCAGCCAGACGGCAUUAAUAGCUCAGCCACCUGUUGCUAUAGAUUUGCCACUAAGAAGAUCCGCAUCCAGAAGCUGAAGAGCUACAGAAGAAUCACCAGCAGCUACUGUCCCCGGGAAGCUGUGAUCUUCAAGACCAAACUGGCCAGGGACGUCUGUGCCGACCCCAAGCAGAAGUGGGUCUGGGAUCUCAUGGAGUACCUGGACAAGAAAACCCAAACCCGAAAGCCGUGA
Molecule: messenger RNA, 359 nt
Organism: Enhydra lutris kenyoni (northern sea otter)
Lineage: Eukaryota; Metazoa; Chordata; Mammalia; Carnivora; Mustelidae
Product: C-C motif chemokine 2-like
Exons: 3
Coding region: 60-359 (99 amino acids)
Biological process (GO): lymphocyte chemotaxis; positive regulation of ERK1 and ERK2 cascade; G protein-coupled receptor signaling pathway
Cellular component (GO): extracellular region
Molecular function (GO): chemokine activity; CCR chemokine receptor binding
Source: RefSeq, a predicted model, not a curated record